UAGUCUGGCAACGCCACGAAAGUCGAGUUGGCAUUUGGGAGAUUUUGCUGUGUUCGGACCGAAAAAAUUCCCUAGUUAAUUGUUCAAAAACCAGGACGACUGCUUUGGCAAUCAGCAAACAAGUAAAUGUAUUGUUUCGUCAACUGCCAGAGAACAGUACCAAGUGCGUGUAAAUAAACAAGCGAUUCGUAUCCAAAAUGUUGCACAACAAUGCGCCCUGGCUGCCACCGCAUCAGCAGCAGCAGGCCCCGCAGCAACAUCCUAAUCCCCAGCAGCAACAGCAGUCACCUCAUCCUGCCCAGCAGCAGCAGCAGCUCUACGCCAGCCAAAUGUUCCAGCAACAGCAGCCAAAUUACUGGCCAGAGGAUCAGCAGCACCAGCACCAGCAGCAGCAGCAAUCGCUGAACUACAAUAACUACUUUGCGGGACAGCAGCAGCCACAUCCUCUGCCACCGCAGCAGCAGCAGCUGCCACCGCAGCAACAGCAGCAGCCACAGCAGCAGCCACAGCCUACGCAGCAGCCUCACACUAUCCAGCAGCAACUGUAUUACCCCACUCACCAGCAGCCACAAGUGCCGGCUCCAGCGGAACCCGCUCUGGACUCGUUUGACAACAAUAAUAGCGGCGGCGGGGGAGGAGGCGGUGGCGGCCGCAGCGAUGGCUGGGGUGAUUGGGGCGAUUGGAACGACAAUAGCAACAAUAACAAUAGCAUUAGCAACAGCAACGAGGCCUUGCUGGAGCCAUCGGGACAACUGCUGGAGGAUUCCUUCAAUGUGCAGUCCUCGCCGGGCAGCUGGCAGGCCUUUGCAACCGGCAACAAUGCCAACAACAAUGUGGAGCUGCCGCCUCCAGCGGAUCAGCAGCAGCAGCAGCAACAGCAACAGCCAUUGCACCAGCAAUCAACGCCUUUGUUGCAACACCAGCAGCCGCAAUCGCCGCCAGAGCUGGGCCAGGAACCCGAAUUGGAUGCCAUUGUGCCUCCCCAGGCUUUCCAGAACCAGCCAGCGGCUGUGGCACCACCACCAACAUCACUGGCUUCGUUUGCCCCACCACCAUCUGGUGUGGGUUCAUCUCUAUAUGCACCUCCAGCACCUCUUGCCGGCGUGGGAGCUCCUCCAGCACCACUUGCCGGCUUGGGAGCGCCAUCAGCACCGCUUGCCGGCGUGGGAGCACCACCAGCCUCGUUGGUUCCACUGGGAGCACCACCAACGGACGCUGCUGGCAUAGCACCACCGGCUGCCCUGCCGCCCACUGCUGGCAAUCCCUUCAAACGCUCCACGGGCCUCAACAAGCGAGUUAACAUAAUGGCCAAUGCGGCGGGAGGGGCUCCUUCGCCACCAGCACCUGCUGCAGUUGCGCCCGCGGCACCAGUAGCCCCAGUAGCCGCAAUAGCGCCAAUAGCACCACCCGCUGAGCAGCUGUACGGUUUGCCAGCCGAAGCUCAAGGAGAUGGUUUCAAUUUAUCGGCGGCACCACCUGUUGAGGCUUCAAUUGGAGCACCACUAGGUGUGCCCGCUCCCAUUCCUGCGCCAACCGCAUCGUACUAUGCACCACCACCACUGCUACAGCCUGUCCAGCCCGUGGAGCCCGACAACCAGGAGGUGUUGUCCGCUCCGAACGACGAGCGUGCCCAGUACUUGCAGACGAGUCACCUGUCCGAGCAGCUGGGCGAGGGAGAAGCGGAUCAGGAUGCUGGUUUGCUACCACCUCCAGGCCUGUCCCGUCUGGUCUUGGGUCAACCCGAGUUGGACUCGCAGCAGCAACGCCUGGUCACUGGAGCCACGGAGCAGCCGCCGCUCAAUGUCGCCCAGGUGGCCGCCCUGCACAUGCAGGAGCGUCAGGCCGAUGGCGAGGACACCUCCGAUGGGGAACAGCAAGUGCGCAACAUACAGACGCCUCCACGUCGCGUGGUCACGGGCGUCGAGACCAAUGCUCCAUCCCUGAGAGAACAGCGGGAAGUGGUGCUGGAUGGCGAGAAUCUGGAGGAUCGCGAGGCCAUCCCACCACCAGCUCUGGCCGAACCUACCCCGACAUCAGUACAUCACAACAUUCUGCCCGACGAGCCGGAACAGCUGCAUCACAACAAUCCGCCGCAGGCAGUGGCGCCACUCAAUGCCCAGCAACCGCAUCAGCAGCAACCACUGUUGCAGCAGCAGCAGCAGCAGCAGCAACACCAGCCCCAUCCCAGCCAGCAGGAGAAGAAGCGUGCGGCGGUGGGACGCCGGACCAAUACCUCGCUGGAUUUGGAGACCGAGGACGAGUCGGAUGAGUUCCUGCAGAGCGAGAGGGAGCGGGAUCGCGAGCGUGAGCGCAGGGAGCUGAUGGACGAGCGGCAGGGUCGUGGACGCAGCCAUGGUCACUACAUCUACGACGGCGAAACGGAGGACUCGGUCCGCGGUACUGGCCACCACGAGACCAAAUCCCUGAGGGAAACGCAGCACAGGCGCAAUCACGACUCCACGCGCUCCCGCCGCCACCAGGAACCGAAGGUGGAGCGCGAGCGGGAACGGGAUAGGGAGCGUGAGCGCACCUGGCGCCGGCGGUCCAACAAGUACCACAGUGGCGGCGAGGAUCAGGAGCGUUCCUACGAGCACUCGCGUCGCUUCAACAACAGCACCUACGACGGCGAGUCGGACAAUCCGGAGAUCAAUCAUCUGGGCGAGGGCGAGCUCGAUGGCAGCACCGGAGGAGCCGGCGGCAGUGGUGGCCGGAGCAGCAAAGCCGGUCGCCAGCGACGCAGCGCCGCCGAGGAGGAGUUUGACGACUACGAACGGGAACGCGAACGCGAUCGCCAGUACUCCAGACGCUCCGCCAAAGGGCAAUCGUCGGCCGACAAAUCGCGCUCCUCCGGCUCACGGAGGGGCUACGAGAAUCAGGGACGUGGUGGCCGCCAGGAGGAGGGUCGGCGACGUCACCAGGAUCUGCGGAACUGGGACGGUGGCUACGAGGAGUACCGCCGCAAGAGUUCGCGCAACAGCGAUCUGGAGAAGGAGCGCAUCAACGGCGGCAAUACCAGCGCUGGCGGCGGAGCCGGUGGCUCCGGCUCGGGCAAGCGCCGCAACUACGACCAGUACGGCGUGCCAGCCGGUGCCUAUGAUCCGUACGGCAUGUACGAGCAAAUGUCGCGCAAUCCACACGCCUACGCCGACAUGUACGCCAAGUUCUACGGCCAGAUGAUCAACUCGAUGACGGCCGCUGUGUCGGCGGCUGCCUCGAAGUCGGGAGUUCCUGGUGCCGCGGCGAUACCUGGAUUGGUGCCCGGCGCAGUUCCGGUGAGUGCCGCCCAGCUGGUGGCCGCCACCAGCGGAGCCAGUGUCAGCGGGAGCAGCGAGGCCGCCAUGCUCAGGGAGCGAGAGAGGUAUACACACGCAUACAUAACCCAAGCCAAUGAAUUCCAUCGCCACCAAUACAAAGAGCUGAUCUACCAGCAACAGCAACAGCAGCAUCAGCAUCCGAGGGAGGAUCCUAACGCGAGUUUUAGCAUUACGGAGGAUAGUGCCAGUUUGUAUGGAUCGCGCGGAGGCUCCAUCUAUAACCAAUACCAUCCGUAUCCGCUCUCCAGUGCCCGCUCGUUGAGCAAUCUGAACGGCGAUGGACGCACUUCCCGAUCCGGACCGUAUUACGCUGGUUCCGAGUGCGGUCUCGAUAUCAGAGCUGCUGCCGAGGCGGCACCCUCGACCUAUGGAGGCGUGGCUGGAACCGCUGGAACGGUGACCACCACCGCGGUGGCUCGUCCGCCGCGCAGACGCACGCCCCUGCAGUUCAACCGGCCGCACUUGGUGGCCUCGUACGCGAUGAGUCUGCUGCUGAAGGUGAAGCCCAAGUACGCGGGACGCGGACGUCUGCGCAACGACGUGGAGGUGGCACCACCGCGCAUCCGCGACGGCACGAGCAGCCUGCUGCGCAUGUAUCCGGGUCCCCUGCAGGGCCGCAAGCUGCACAAGGACAAGAUCAUCAGUUUCUGCAAGGAGCAGAUCCGCCUGGGGCCCACCAAGGGCUGCACGGCGCUGUAUGCCACGCAGAAGAAGCCGCAGGGCAGCGUGGUCAAGUACCGGGCCUCACAUGCCCUCAUGUGGCACCUGCUCAUACUGCUGCUGCGCCAGAAUGGGUACAUUGCCGACACGGAUGUGGGCGACCUGUUGCUGGAGAACCAGCAGGAGUAUCCCUACGAUCCCAGCGAAUACGAGGCGGAGAACGAGCCAGAAGUGGAGGCUGAGCCAGAGGCUGCUCCAGCCUCCGACAAGGCAGUAGAAUCGGAUACGGAGAACGCAUCCGCGACAGCAGCUGUCACGCCAGAGGAAGCACCUGCCGUGGGAGCAGCAGGUGGCGCAGCCAAUGGCGUGGAAGUGGGAGCUACAGCGACGCCCCUAUCGGAGCAGGCGGCCACGGACAAGUUCCGCAGCUAUGUGCUGCGCGGAAAUGUGGAGGAGGCCCUGCAAUGGGCCACCGACAAUGGCCUGUGGACGCAUGCCUUCUUCCUGGCCCUCUACGAGGAUCGCUAUGCCCUGACAGACGUGGCCCAGAAGUUCCUUAAUCGCGCCAUCAAGGCCAACGAUCCGCUGCAGACGCUCUACCAAAUGAAGAGCUGCCAGACGCCGGCAUGCGUCAGCCAGCUGAGGGACGAGCAGUGGGGCGACUGGCGAUCGCAUCUCUCCAUUCUGGUGACCAACAAGAGCCGCCAGCCGGAGUACGAUCGCAGCUCGGUGGUAGCGCUGGGCGACACGCUCUUCCAGCGCGGCGACAUCUAUGCAGCGCACUUCUGCUAUCUGGUGGCCCAGGAGGAGUUCGGCCGCUACGACAGCUCGGCCACAGAGCUGACCACCCUGACAGCCAAUGUGCCCAGGCUCAUCCUCUUGGGCUCCUCGCACUACAAGCACUUCAAUGAGUUCGCCAGCAACGAGGCCAUCAUCAUGACCGAGAUCUACGAGUACGCGCGCUCGCUGUUCGAUCCCAAGUUCAGCAUUGCCCACUUCCAGCACUACAAGUUCCUGCUGGCCACCAGGAUUCUCGAUUACGGCCAGCACUUCCGCUGCACCAAUUACUUGGAGCAAAUCGCCCGGCACAUUGAACUGAAGCCGGAGAGCUACGACAGCGAUUUCAUCCAAAGGGUCUGCGGGUUGGCCGAACGCCUACGCUACCACGAUCCCAUCCUGAUCAACCGUGUGUCCUUUGCCAGUCCCCCAAAUGCCACCAGCAAGGAUAGCGCUGCUCCCGAGGAGAAGGCCUGGUUGCGCCAGCUGCGAUCCCUAGCCGAUGUGCAGCAGCAGCCAGAGCAGCUGCAUCAGCUGCAGCAGGAGAAGCAGAUCCAGCAGCAGCAGAACGACAUAGACCAGCAGUUCGCCGAGGUGAACAAGCAGUUCCGGGAGCUGAACAUGCAAUACGAUGGUGGCAAUCUGGAGAACACGCUGCAGCAGCCAGUGCCUGCGCCAGUGGAACAGCAGCCAGUGCAGCCAGGGCUGCCGGAAGCGCACCAACAGCCGGCACAGCCAUACUAUGAGCCACCAGCAGCAGCCCAGGCGACGGGCGAGACGGAUGCCUAUGGCCAGGGCCAGCAGCCCUACUAUGACCCGGCACAGAUGCAGUACGAUCCCAAUGCAGUUCAGCACCCAUACGAUCCGAAUGCGGGCCACCAUCAGUACGAACAGCAGCCGCCGACCGGCGGCUAUGGUCAAGCAGAACCUGCCACGGAGGCCUAUCAACCGGGUCAAGCGGCAGAUGCAGCUGCUGCUCAGCCAGGCUAUGGCUAUGACUACUGGUCGGGCACACAGCAGCCGCCGUAUGGCGAUGAGCCGAAUGAGAGUCAAGCUGCCUUAAAGGAUCAUCGGGAGGAGGAGCAGGAGGAGGAGGAGGAGCAGGAGGAGCAGGAGUCGCAGCAUGAGCAGCAGCUACUGCAGCAGGCACAGCAGCAGCAGUUGCAACGCGUCAAGCUGCAGCAGGAGCAGCAUACGCGCAGCAAUGGCGCUGCCAUGGGCAACAAUCGCUUCAAGUCGAACGCCUUGAAGCAGGAAAAGAGCAGCACGGCAUUGCGCAAAAGGCAAGAGGCGUCGCGAACAGCGAGCAUAGCGGCGGCGGCAGCAGCCAUUGCCCAGAUAACACCAGCAACACAUGCAGCAGCAGCAGCAGCAGGAGCGACGACAGCAGCAACAUCGGCGGCAAAGGCAUUCAAUUUGAAUGAUCUGCAGCAGCAGGCGCGCCCGGCCAUUUCCAUGCCCAAGUCCAAGAGCUAUGGGGAUGAGGACGACGGUGGUGCGGGUGGUGCGGCACAUCCUGGCCAGAAGCCCUCGCUGCGAGGCGCCGCCUCUGAGGCCUCCGGCAAGCAGCAGGCCACGGGCAAGCCGGCCAACUCUGGCGGGGAUCUUGGUGGACCGGGAAAUCAGAAUUCGGGCUGGUUCGGCGGCCUCUGGAACAAGCUGUCGCUGAAGCCGAAGAACCAAAUGAUCCUGCCGGACGACAAGAAUCCCACCAUCGUGUGGGACAAGGAGCGCAAAUGCUGGACCAACACCGAGGGCAAUGGCGAGGAGGUGGAGAGCUUCAAGCCGCCGCCCAAGAUGAGCGAACUGGGCAUGGGCCUGCCUCAAGGAGGACCACCAGCAGCUCCGGCGGGCUUGGGCGCCAAUCCUCUUGGCGGCCACCAGGCCACACCCUUGAUGGAUCAGCAGCCUCCGCAGCCGCAGCCUCAGAUGUACGGCAGUCCCAUUGACUACACGGCUGCGCCGGCUGCACCCGAGCUGAUGCCCACGGUUCCAUCGCCGGCGCCACUUCCUGUCCCAUCACCUGCUCCGGCAGCGGCAGCCGCGGCGGCGCCCAAUCCCGCGGCCACGCCCGGCGGACCCCAGCCCAAGCUGCAGUCGAACAUGUUCAAGAUGCAACGCAACCGCACGCUGAAGAACUCCUACGUGGACGUGUUCAAUCCCUCGGGGGCGCCCAUGUCGGCGGCGCCGGAGAGCGUGCUGGCCCCCAUAAUGGCGCCGGCGGCGGUGCCCCAGGGCGGUUUCUUUGUGCCCGGAGCGGCGCCCGCCCACCAGCAGUAGGCGGUCCCAGUGGGGACAGCCAGAAGCGGGAUCAGGAGCAGCAACAGGCGUGCAUGGAUGGAGGAGGAGGAGGGCGAGGAUGAGGACGACGGGACGACGGGAAGAAAGGGCUGCCCACAAAUGCCAACCAGAUCAGCACUUCGAAACUACGUAAAAAAGAAGGAAAACCUUUUUGAACGAACGCUACCACACACACGCACACACAGUCAUGCAUAAAAUAAACACACACGCAUCCACACGAGAAGAGGCCACUUUCCAGCAGGGGAAACGUUGGUCCUACGAUCCCUCCCAGCCUCUGAACUUGUCGUUGAACCUCUGUCGUCUGUCUGUCUGUCGUCUAUCGUCUAUCGUCUACCGUCUACCGUCUAUCUUUCUGUGUGUGUCGCCCUCUUGAACUAACUCACCUAACUCGAAAUUAAACGUCUAAUCUAAGCAUGCGAGUGUGUGUGGGUGAGUGUGCGCUCGGUGUCCUAACGUUUAGUGAAUGAUUAACCGAGGAGGCGAGGAAGAAAGCGAUUUAUGUACGACUAGCGAAUUAUAUAUGUAAAUUUUCUCUAUGUAAACUAUACGCCCCCGAGACCCCGAGGCCCCGAGGCCCCUCUAUAUCCGCCACCCUCUACUCCCCCGAUUUCUGUUCAUAUACAUGUUUUCUUUGUAUGUUGCAUAGUUCUUACGAUUAUUUUUUGUUUAGCUGUACGAACAUGUAUGCGCAGGAGGUCAGACAUUCGGACAUUGAUUCGGAAUUCACCCCGAUUAUGUGUGCAUCGCUGUAUUUCCCCCAUCUGAAUACUAUUUAAAUGUACUACCGAUCUAUGCGUAUGUUUUCCAUAGACUACACCACUGAUAUUGCAUUGCUGAUAGGCGAUUCCUUUCUCGAUGUACUCUCCCUCCCCCUCUCUGUGUCUCCCCCCCCAAAACGAUUGGUGUGAAAUAUGCAAAUGAUUCCAAUUAUAUAUAUAUAUAUAUUUAUAAACGUAUCUUUAGAACAAUCUAAAUGGUUUUCUCCUGUUUUUUUUGUACUUUUUGUUUGAAUUUUAAAAUGCAUUUUUAAAAUGUUUAUUUGUUAGAACUUGUUUGUUUAUGCUUUAAUUCUUAAUUUUAAUAAUAUGUGAAAAAAUAAUAACUGGUGCAGGCAAAAAAAGAAAAAGAAGUAGGCAAGGAAUGGAAGAGGAGUGAAAGCAAGUGAAGUAAUGAAAUUAUAUAGGCAUAUACUGGCACACAUAUGUAUUAUGUACAAAUCGAAAAGCUAAUUGGUAUAUCGAAAUUAAAGUAGAAAUCCUCCGAGCAGGGUAAACUGCUGUGCAUUGGCCACGAACCCUGUACUCAAAAGUGUACACAAAUUACGAUUAACCCCCCCGCAAGGCUCUGUAAUUUGAUUUUUCCCACUUCUUUAUACAUACAUAAUAUUAUGAUGAUCACGAUUGAUUGAUGGGUAUAAUAUGAGGAUGUUGACAGUGACGGAACUAGGUCGAACGAAGUGUGGUAUGAAUUCUUUAUGUUUAAAUUAGCCUAAAAUACAAAUUAAAUCAAAUGCGUACGAGAAAAUACAACAUUUAUGUAAAAAUAUAA
Molecule: messenger RNA, 8600 nt
Organism: Drosophila biarmipes
Lineage: Eukaryota; Metazoa; Arthropoda; Insecta; Diptera; Drosophilidae
Gene: Sec16
Product: protein transport protein Sec16A
Exons: 13
Coding region: 198-7031 (2277 amino acids)
Biological process (GO): Golgi organization; autophagy; COPII vesicle coat assembly
Cellular component (GO): endoplasmic reticulum exit site; ER to Golgi transport vesicle membrane
Source: RefSeq, a predicted model, not a curated record